UAUAAUAAAAUAAACAAAAUACUACGUAUAUGAGUGAAUAUUAAUAAAUAAAGAUAUUUUAAACUUCAAUAAACCGAGAUUGAAGGGGAAACCAUAAAAACGUACACCCUCCUAUUUCCCCUCCAAACUUCAUCUCUAACCCUAAUCUAACUAUUACAUUACCACUUGGCAAGGAACUAAUCAAACUAAAUACAACAUUAUUAUUAUCAAAAUAUAAUUGAAAUAUUUUUAGAUCUUCCAAUUCCUAAUUCAAGACAUCAACAUUUUAGCACCAUUUGUAAGGAGCACAUUCCACUAAAGUAUCAACCACUCACUCGAUCAUAACAAACAUCUAUAAAUACACUCCUUUUCUAAGAAGCAAAUCAUCAACACUUGAGUUAUUCACAAGUAAAAAAGAAAGAAAACCUUUAUCUUCUCAAAAAGAAAACACAAGUUCAAUACAUAGAAAAUGGAUUCACAAAACAUUAACUACCAAGCUGGUCAGGCCAAGGCCCAAACCGAGGAGAAGGCUAGCAACCUGACAGACAAGGCUAGCUCCGCUGCCCAAUCAACCAAGGAAUCCAUUCAAGAGGCUGGAGCACAAAUGCAAGCUAAGGCACGAGACACAAUGGAUUCAGUGAAGGAAGCCACCGGAAUGAACAAAUGAAGUACCUAACUUUAUUUGAAGUCUUGGCUACUUUUUAUGAAUCUAGCUUUUUUAAUAAGUGGGGUGAAGCUAGAGCUUCUAGCCAUUUUUUUCUUCUAGUAUUAAUUAAGUUUUGGUGUUUUUAGGGUUUAUUUGAAUUUCAUCCUAAAAAGAGAUGAUUCAUAUAUAUAUCCUCUAGAUGUCCAAUGUAAUGUCGUUCUACUACUAGUUCUUCGAACUUCUUAUAUAAUAUGGAAGUGAAAUAUUAUUUGCCUCAAUUAUUUCGA
This is a messenger RNA of Chenopodium quinoa (quinoa), 912 nucleotides long. RefSeq names its product late embryogenesis abundant protein, group 3-like. The record is from RefSeq and is a predicted model, not a curated record. The transcript is spliced from 3 exons. Lineage: Eukaryota; Viridiplantae; Streptophyta; Magnoliopsida; Caryophyllales; Amaranthaceae. Bases 449 to 646 code for a protein of 65 amino acids.